Molecule: messenger RNA, 978 nt
Organism: Anisakis simplex (herring worm)
Lineage: Eukaryota; Metazoa; Nematoda; Chromadorea; Rhabditida; Anisakidae
Source: the annotation of a GenBank genome assembly
CUAGCCAUUAACUUGAAGAUCUGUCUCGUCAACCAUCUGUCUCAACAACCACUGUAUCAGUUAUUUCGCAUCGAAAGGAUUUCAGGAAUCGGACUGUAUCAAUUGUGUAGAAGUCGAUCUCCAUCGCGAAGUGUUUAUGCUGAUUUAUCACAGCAGUUGGAAUCAAUACCGAUCCAGACCACAAAGCCGUCCACAGUACAAUCGCAGGCACCUCAAGCCCCGUCGACAAUGUUCUCCUCCUCAACUCCUCAGUCCUCGCGACCUAUGCGACCUCGAGAUAUACGAAUUAUGUCCGCGUCACCAAUCCCAAAAUCACCAACCGACCAUCAUCUAUCAUCGUCAUCGAAACACACAAGUUCCAAUAGAAGGACAGUAAGCAGUGGAGUUAACGCUCAACUAACAUCAGCAAUGACCAUUGAUGAUGUGCCUCAAAUGACUUCAACCCCUACGUCAAAAAAGAAGUUGCAUUUUCAGAUGAUGGUUGCCCCACAGCCGCACUAUCGUUCACACCACAAGGAACGUAACGAUGACUCGUGUCGAGUUAAUAGCAUUGAUCACAGUAUGGUUCAACGACGUCAAAGUGCUGGUGCUAUAGUGCCAACGUUCGCCUCAACACAGUAUCAGGACAGUCGACGUUCGUAUUGUCGAGAUAAUCCAUUGAUGGUUGGUCCAUCUGGUGAUCAAGUUUUCUACGUGGACGAUCGAACUCCGCGAUCGAAAUCCGGUGGUGAUGAUAUACGAGUAGCCGUGCUCGAACAGCGAGUUCGUGAACUCGAAACUGCGAUGAUUGGUGGCAUGCAGUCACCAUCCACUUCAGCGGCAUCUGCCUCGUUCAUGAUACCGGUCGUUGGAACGAAAGGUGGACGAAUGUUGACACAGUCAUCAGGACAGUUGCUCGUAACUCCGUCAGGAUUAUCUUCAACUCAGCAGCUGAUGGCCAAAGAGAUUGUCGAUAAAGAAGUGGAAAUAGAACGAUAA